AUGGCAACAUCUCAUCCAUUACCAGAGCCAAACGACGGAAAUCUUGAGACAUUCUCGGUCGUCUGGCUUGAUGCUGCUAUUAACGAUACGAAAUUUAUCAAUGCUCAACGUCGAAUUGGUAAAUCUAUUCAUUAUUUGAAGACGUUCACUAAAGUUGACGACUGUGAGAAGUAUCUUAAAUCUAUGCAUGAAGGUGAUCGAAUUGUUUUGAUUGAUGGUGUCACCGAAGAGUUAGAUGAAGUCGUAGUUCUAGUUCUGUCCAUCCAAGAUAAAUCAAGAAUUCAGCGUAUUCUUGACCAGCCACUAGCAUUAGACAUUUUUGACACAAGAGCUAACCAAGGAAAAUCAUCGACUGAACUCAACGGACAGUUUGUGCAUUCGCAAUUGUUAAUAAAUUGCUUAAUGCGAAUGAGGUCGACUCCAAAUGAUAAAGCCGACUUCGUUUCUUUCCUCAAGAAAGCCUACGCACACAAUGAGUCUAAUUUGACGAUUGUUCGAGAAUUCGAACGCGAUUAUACACCUAAUCAAGCCCUUCAUUGGUAUACGAGGCCAUGUUUUCUUUUCCAAAUAUUAAACAAAGCACUUCGUGUACAGAACGUUGACGUACUCUAUCUUAUUCGAUUUUUCAUUCGUGAUGUUGGCCGGCAACUUGAAGAAUAUAAAUUGAUAUCACCAAUUACACUUUACCGAUAUCAGUUGAUGUCAAAAGAGGAACUUGACGCAUUGAGAAAUUCUGUCGGACAACUCAUAUCCGUGAAUUCAUUCUUUUCAACGAGUCGUGAUCGUGACAUAGCAUUUUUUCUUUUGAGCGCCGCAGGCCCAUCAAAUAAUGAUUGUCAAAAAGUUAUAUUUGAAAUACAUGCUGAUCCUCGACUCGAAAGUAUUAAAGCUUUUGCCGACAUAACUUCAUUUAGCGCUAUUCAAAAUGAAGAAGAAGUACUUAUGACGUUGGGGUCGAUCUUUCGACUCGUCAGCAUCCGUCGCCACGACCUAGGAUGGGUCAUACAAAUGAGAUUGUGCAGCGAAAAUGAUCAUGAUUUAAAGCCUAUAAUUGAUAAAAUAAAAUACGACGUCUAUGGUGAUGACAAUGCAAGGAGUAAUGCUGGUACAUAUGGUCACGUACUAUCGUUGAUGGGAAAAUACAGUGAAGCUGAAAAAUAUUUUAAUCUGAUUCGUAGUGAAUUAUGUCCUGAUGAUAAGAAACUAGGUGCCUGUUAUCAAAAUCUUGCUAUAUUAGCUGCAAAAAAAGGAAACCAUGAUAAAUCUCUCGAAUUAGAACAAAAAGCACUCGCAAUAAAAAGAGAAAAACUUGGAUCAGAUGAUCCACAUGUUGCUGAUGUACUCUGUAAUAUGUCCGGUAGUUAUUACGAAAAAGGUGAUUACAAACAAGCGCUUGAAACAUGCAACAAUGCUUUGGCUAUUUACAAGCGAACUCUCGGUGAAGACGAUCUCAAAAUAGCUGGAUGUUACUUGAAUAUGGGUAGUAUUCAUGAGAAAAUUGGGAAAAAUAUCGAAGCACUUGAGUAUUUUCAUAAAGCAUUGUCCAUUCAAGAGAAACAUCUUCCUUCAGAUCAUUACAGUUUGGGUCAAUCGCAUCAGAACAUUGGAAUGCUUCAGUACUUGCUCGGACAUUCUGAAGUUUCAUUGGAGCACUUCAAAAAAGCUCUUCAAACUUAUGAAAAAUCUUGCGCUUCACAAGAUAUCAACUUUGCAUAUACAUAUUAUGGUAUGGGAUGUGUUUACAUCAGUGAAAAGAUGUUCUCAGAAGCACUCAUGUAUUCAAACAAAGCUCGUGAUAUCUUUCUUAAGCAGUUGCCUCCUAGUCAUCCUUCAGUUUUUGCAGUCGAACGAAACAUUCAACAUAUUAAACGAUUUACUAAGUGA
Messenger RNA from Rotaria socialis, 1884 nucleotides. NCBI's taxonomy places the organism in Eukaryota, Metazoa, Rotifera, Eurotatoria, Philodinida, Philodinidae. The record is from the annotation of a GenBank genome assembly.